Messenger RNA from Trypanosoma rangeli, 527 nucleotides. RefSeq lists its product as uncharacterized. The transcript has a single exon. The annotation marks the transcript as partial. The record is from RefSeq and is a predicted model, not a curated record. Lineage: Eukaryota; Euglenozoa; Kinetoplastea; Trypanosomatida; Trypanosomatidae.
GAGUGUCAACACUCCAAGCCCACACCUCGCCUCAGCCCACAGUGGCGUACGCCAGCGUGAAUGCGGCGAGCACCAGCGGUGCCCAUCCCAAGAGAAGGCCGCCGGGGCUGCCGUCCUUCUUGUCAGCCUCCUUCGGAGCAACAGGAGACGACGUCGAUCCUCCCUCCGAAGCUGCAGCUGCGGACGCUGUAUUCGUGGUUGUACUUGUGGAUGCAGGCACCUCUGUUAUGGUCGUUGUCGCUGUGGCGGGCGAAGUGUCCCCAGCCGCUGUCACGCACACGGACGGGAAGCAGCAGAGGACGAACACCACCAACAAGUACAGCAGGUUGUACCUCAUCAGCUUCAUGGCUCUUGUUGAGUGUUUGAUUGGUGUUCAAUUUAUUUCCCUUACCAUGGCGGCCAGAAGGGUAAAUGAAGAGAAAUGGACCUUGUCGGCGACACGCAAGCACAGCAACGGUAGUACCCCGCACAUGUUGCACCUACAGGAGGGAGUGGCAACUCUCUGCAAUGGGGCGACAGCCCCUUAA